AUGUCACCUUGCUCCAGAGGGGCUAUAUCGCGAGCUCUGCGACUUGGAUCAUUGCAAUGGCAUCCAAAGCCAUGCACUUCCCUUCUGAGAACAACAGUCACUCCCCUCCUACGAACUAUACCGUCGCAAAUCAGCUGCGGCAGCAUCGCGACGCAAAUACGGAUUUCUCCCCGAUCCUUCUCAACCAUACCUUUGCACCGCAAAGAAGUGACCGCUGAAGAACUGGCCGAGGUGCUUCCUGUAUGCUGUCCUGGAUGUGGUGCUUUUACACAAACGGUCGAGCCGGAAGAGCCAGGGUACUACGGGGGAAAUCGCAAACAGACCCGGAAGUUGAUCGCCUCUCACAAAGGGACGACCGAUAAAGAAAAUGUCGCGCCAGAAGCUAGGGAGUCGGUAGAAGUGGCAGAGAAUUCUGUCAUAGAAGAGGAGGCUGCCAGUGACCCAUUGCCGGAACAGACUGGUGCUACUGAAGAGCCAACAGCGCCUUUGCCAACUCAAGGUGCCUUGCUAGAGAGCAAUAUCUCUACCUUCGAGAACAUCCCUAUUUCUGAAGAUAUACCUGGCUCUGACGAUAUCUCUGUCUCUGAUGAUGUUUCUGUCUCCCCUUCAGUUCAGGCUCUAGAGUCACCGGAUCGAAACACCCAGGUCUGCGAUCGCUGUCAUGAUCUGAUACACCAUAACAAGGCUGUCUCGUCACCUAAGCCGACCAUCCUUUCCAUCCGAGAAUAUAUCAACGAGUCACCUCAUAAGCAUAACCGAGUAUACCACAUCCUGGAUGCAGCUGAUUUCCCCAUGUCUCUUGUUCCCCGCAUCCAUUGGGCGCUCUUUGCUCAGGAGCAACGCUCGCGAAACCGACGGUCAUCCACUGAAAAGUAUCAUCAUGGUCAGAAAAUGCCUACGAUCAGUUUCAUCAUUACACGAUCGGAUUUGUUGGCAGCGACUAAAGAGCAGGUGGAUUCUAAAAUGGAAUAUGUCCGUUCAAUCCUGCGCAAUGCCUUGGGAAGAGCAGGAAAGGAUGUCCGACUAGGCAACGUGCACAUGAUUAGCGCACACCGAGGUUGGUGGACCAAGCAAGUCAAGGAAGAGAUUCGGGAGCACGGUGGAGGUAUCUGGGUCGUCGGUAAGGCCAAUGUGGGCAAGAGCAGCUUCAUUGAGGCGUGUUUCCCCAAGGAUUCUCGAAGGCUAGAGAAUAUGGCCGAGUGGAUGGAAAAACGAGAAAAGGAAAUGUCAACCCAGCGACAGGUAGCCCCUAUCAACCCUGACAGUCUCCUUCCGCCUGCUCCUCGUGAGGAUUUAUACCCAGUGCUUCCAGUUGUGUCUUCUUUGCCAGGGACUACAGUGUCGCCUAUUCGCAUUCCAUUCGGACGUGGACGGGGUGAAAUGAUCGACCUGCCGGGUAUGGAACGCAGCGAGCUAGAAGACCACGUUGUUGACGAGCACAAACGCGAUUUGAUCAUGACAAAGCGCGUAAAGCCUGAGCGGUGUACUCUCAAGCCCGGCCAAUCCCUUCUUCUUGGCGGUGGCUUAGUACGUAUCUCUGCUGUGAAUCCCGAGGAUACCGUGAUGGCCGCCACUUUCGUGCCGAUCGAACCUCACAUUACGAACACAGCAAAGGCGAUCGAGAUACAAGCCGAGCAACAGCCUUAUCGAGGCAAGGUUCUAAUGGUUGAAGGCACAGGCAGCACUAUCGCUUCUGCCGGCAAGUUCGACUUGCAGUGGGACAUCACCGCUUCAAAUCUUCCUACCUCGGUUGCCAAGGCUGUCAAAGACAAGGGCAUUCCGGUACCCUAUCUGCCGUACCGCGUGAUGGCCGCUGACAUCCUCAUCGAGGGCUGUGGCUGGAUUGAAGUGAGCAUCCAAGUCCGCAACAGGCGCGGCUCCGAAGAUGAGCCCCCAAUAUAUCCUCAGGUCGAGGUAUUCUCACCUAAAGGCGAAUACAUUGGAGGCCGAAGACCGAUUGAGUGUUGGAACUUCAUGGCAGAGAAGCUGAAAGUUGACAAGCGCAAGAGGCCUCGCACAAGGCAUCGGUAUAGUUGA
Molecule: messenger RNA, 2037 nt
Organism: Penicillium pulvis
Lineage: Eukaryota; Fungi; Ascomycota; Eurotiomycetes; Eurotiales; Aspergillaceae
Exons: 2
Coding region: 1-2037 (678 amino acids)
Cellular component (GO): mitochondrion
Source: RefSeq, a predicted model, not a curated record